GCGCGGCUGACCGUUGGGGAGGGCAGAGAUUUCGAGACUAUCUCGAGAAACCUUAGCCACCUGCCCCGCCCACUGAGUCCGACACCCCAAAGCCUGGGAUUAGGGGCCUGGAGGCUGGCCACACCCCGGCCAGGUGUUCUCAUUGGGACCAGGUUGCGUGGCGCCCUCCGGGACGCAGGGGGCGCUGUAGCGACGCGGGGCCAGGCUCCACUACCUUCCCACCAACCCUGCGACCCAAUCACUACGCGCCCGGCAACUAUGGCGGGUGCUCUUGCGUUUCGCUGUCUGUAUCGAGCGCGACCGGCGCCGCAUAACCCGCACGUGGACCGGCUAUGCAGGGCCCCUCGGCGAGGGCACCGGCUGUCCCCGGUGGAUGACGAGCUGUACCAGCGAACACACAUCUCUCUGCUGCAACGCGAGGGUCAUCAGACCAUGUACAUCGACAGCUACAACAGCCGCGGCUUCACGGUCAACGGAAACCGCGUACUUGGGCCGUGCGCGCUGCUCCCGCACUCGGUGGUGCAGUGGAACGUGGGAUCCCACCAGGAUAUCACUGAAGAGAGCCUCUCUCUUUUCUGGAUGCUGGAGCCCAGGAUAGAGAUUGUUGUGGUGGGGACUGGAAACAAGACUGAGCGGCUGUGCUCUCAGAUACUACGGGCCAUGAGGCAACGGGGCAUCGCUGUGGAAGUGCAGGACACGCCUAAUGCCUGUGCCACUUUCAACUUCCUGUGUCAUGAAGGUCGAGUAACUGGAGCUGUCCUUAUUCCCCCUCCUGGAGAGACUUCACUCACCUUUCUAGGCCAAGCUGCAAAAUGAAGCAGCAGGAGCUGUGAAAGAGGGCAUUGGCACUUUGCACAGUGCAGGCAUUCCCAGUGCUUUCCCUACUCUUGGCACUUUUAACACUUGACAUGGUUACCUAGAUAAUAAUUUAUACAUCUCGAA
Molecule: messenger RNA, 942 nt
Organism: Nannospalax galili (Upper Galilee mountains blind mole rat)
Lineage: Eukaryota; Metazoa; Chordata; Mammalia; Rodentia; Spalacidae
Gene: Ndufaf3
Product: NADH:ubiquinone oxidoreductase complex assembly factor 3
Exons: 6
Coding region: 259-816 (185 amino acids)
Biological process (GO): mitochondrial respiratory chain complex I assembly
Cellular component (GO): mitochondrial inner membrane
Source: RefSeq, a predicted model, not a curated record